Molecule: messenger RNA, 563 nt
Organism: Magnolia sinica
Lineage: Eukaryota; Viridiplantae; Streptophyta; Magnoliopsida; Magnoliales; Magnoliaceae
Product: cytochrome c oxidase subunit 6b-2-like
Exons: 4
Coding region: 107-340 (77 amino acids)
Cellular component (GO): respiratory chain complex IV; mitochondrion
Source: RefSeq, a predicted model, not a curated record
CGUAUCAAAUAACUCCUCGCCCUUCUAUUCCUCUCACUCUCCAAUCGCCCCCCAUUAUUCGUUCUCUUUGAAAAUCUCAGCUCUUCCUUCUUCCAUCGAUCCGAAAAUGGCAGCGAUUGAAAUAAAAACGGCACCAGCGGAUUUCCGCUUCCCCACUACAAAUCAAACCAGGCAUUGUUUUACGCGCUACAUUGAGUUUCACAGGUGUUUGGCAGCAAAAGGUCAGCAAUCUGGUGAAUGUCUUAAAUUUGCAAAAUACUAUCGUUCCCUCUGCCCAGGAGAAUGGGUUGACAGAUGGAAUGAGCAAAGGGAGAAUGGAGUUUUUCCUGGGCCUCUCUGAAUUACAGAAUCCUGGCAAAAAGAAUCCUCGUUCUCUGCAAAGACAGGUAGUAUGGUAACUUGGGUUCUGUUUCUCCUUUCAAACUUGCAUUAAAAGACACUUUUGGAUUUAAUUUCUUGAUUGAUUUCAGGGUGAUUUUCUUUUAUCAGCUUGGUUUCAGACAACGAUUUUAAUAAGAGGUGUACAUCUAUCGCUUGGAAAAUAUCAGUGUGUGGAUUUUCUC